GAGCUAUUAAUUUAAAUAUAACAAAACGGGUUUUGAGAUAUUGUUUAGAACGUACAGCAAAUUAUAUCGAUGGCUAUCGAUGUGAAAAGCACUGUCUCUAUGCCUACAAACAGCUGAAUCCAUACUGUUUAAUAAAUAUACGCAGUAAUUACAUAUCUAAUUCUUUGAUUAUGGUGCCGUAUUUCUGGUAUAAAUAUGAGCAGCAUUGUUAACUUGAAUGAUAAUUGUCUCAUCAAAAUUGUAGAGCACCUGGACCUCGAGGAUCAACUUCACCUAUUUCAGGCUACAGAGUCAAUAUCCCGGUUAUGCAAGGUUAUUUCAAGAUGUUGGCAACACCAAAGUCGACAUUCUCUGUUCCGAAGAAUUUGUGGAGAUAGCACAGAAGUCUUUCUGCAGUGCAUUAGUUCCACUGUGGUAGAGCUGACACUCGACUUUUCCAUUGAUGAUCUGUGCUUUUUCCGGAAGUAUAGUUUCCCCAUGGUCCGGGCAUUGGACUAUUCGAGGGAAGAAUCCAGUGCCGACGAUAUUGGGGCUUUGGUAAAUUGCUUUCCUUUAAUAGAGUCCCUUAAAAUAACAGAAACGUUGGAAGGAGCUUGCCUAAACCUUUCCUCGGGUCAUCACGUAGCCAAGUGGGAGUACCUAAGAAAGUUGGACAUUAUCGCAGCAUCGAGACACUGGAAAACAAAAUGCUUUCAGGAAAUAUGUUAGAAAUUGCAGCUACAGUUUUUGAGUGUGACGUGGAGGGAAUCCGAGGAAGCAGCCUAUGUAGACGCCAUAUCCAAGUUGAAGGAACUUGAGGAACUGCAUUUGGAACUGGACUACCUAAGCAAGGAAAACACAUCUAAGCUGUUGGCCCUGCC
Molecule: messenger RNA, 860 nt
Organism: Drosophila erecta
Lineage: Eukaryota; Metazoa; Arthropoda; Insecta; Diptera; Drosophilidae
Exons: 2
Coding region: 196-708 (170 amino acids)
Source: RefSeq, a predicted model, not a curated record